Messenger RNA from Sodiomyces alkalinus F11, 474 nucleotides. RefSeq names its product 60S ribosomal protein L23a. Gene Ontology annotation, biological process: translation; ribosomal large subunit assembly. The transcript has 4 exons. The record is from RefSeq and is a predicted model, not a curated record. Gene Ontology annotation, molecular function: structural constituent of ribosome. Gene Ontology annotation, cellular component: ribosome; cytosolic large ribosomal subunit. NCBI's taxonomy places the organism in Eukaryota, Fungi, Ascomycota, Sordariomycetes, Glomerellales, Plectosphaerellaceae. Bases 1 to 474 code for a protein of 157 amino acids.
AUGGCUCCCAAGGACGCAAAGAAAGGAGGUGCCUCCAAGGCUCCUAAGGGCACCAAGCAGGCCAACGCUGCGGCGAAGGCUGCCCUUAAGGGUUCCCACUCCGAGAAGAAGACCAAGGUCCGGUACACCACCAGCUUCCAUCGUCCCAAGACCCUCCAGCUCUCCAGGGCUCCCAAAUACCCCCGCAAGUCGGUUCCCCACGAGCCCCGUCUCGACGAGCAUAAGAUCAUCGUCCACCCCCUGAACACCGAGAGCGCGAUGAAGAAGAUCGAGGAGCACAACACCCUCGUAUUCAUUGUCAACGUCAAGGCGAACAAGGCCCAGAUCAAGCAGGCUCUCAAGAAGCUCUAUGAUAUCGACACUGUCAAGAUCAACACCCUGGUUCGUCCCGAUGGCUCCAAGAAGGCUUACGCUCGCCUUACACCCGAUGUCGACGCUCUCGACAUUGCCGCCACCAAACUGGCCCUCGUCUAA